Messenger RNA from Trypanosoma conorhini, 1161 nucleotides. RefSeq lists its product as uncharacterized. NCBI's taxonomy places the organism in Eukaryota, Euglenozoa, Kinetoplastea, Trypanosomatida, Trypanosomatidae. Bases 1 to 1161 code for a protein of 386 amino acids. The record is from RefSeq and is a predicted model, not a curated record. The transcript has a single exon. Gene Ontology annotation, molecular function: protein binding.
AUGCUGUCUGCCACUCGUCGCCGCGCGGAUGUUGGAAAAGAGUUGUAUGGUAAACUGUCGACGCUCCCGGGAGAUUUUUAUGACUCGUGCCGGAGACACUUUGGAAUCACCCUGCACCAAGACACUUUCAUUGGGGUUCGUUCCUCACAGGUGCGAGGUUUGUUCUUGUCGACCAGCAGUAAACCAGUGGAGGCCAACAAGCCCAUUGCCACUAUUCCGCUUGCAGGUCUCUACACGGUUUCUAACAUCGGAAGUAAACCCAACGCGCUUCGCAACGUAACCAUCGAUGAUGUUCGCAAUGCGGUGAGGGAGGAGGAGUUUAAGAUUAUGUCCCCUCAGUUUUACCUGAGCUUUCAAUUUAGUGCCAUCAUCGCUAGUCUUCCGGACAUCACUCAUGCACAGGACGAAGAAGAAAUGGAACGCAUCACACACAUUCUGCGUGGUGGCGCCAUGCCUUGGGCUAGAAUGAUUGAUGAUGAAGAUUUCAAUGAACAGUUUAUUUUCGGUAUGUACGGUAUGGCACUAGAUACGUGGCAGCGACAAAGCUACGAGGAAAUGACGAAGAUGUUUCAUCGCAAUAUCACCGCAAUUCAUGAAAAAUUUGAGCCACCGUUUUCUGUAGACACAUUUAGACGUAUUGCACGUUUGGUUCUGGCGCGUGCAGAACACAUGCCGCCUCUGGACUUCUACGAUGGUUCGGCUAUGUGGCGUCGUGCACGUCACUACUUGCGCCGCUGCAUGAAACGACGAGAUCCCUCAGAAGUGUGUAUGGUGCCACUGCUUGACUUGGUUAAUCAUUCUAACCGGCCCAACUGUGGAGUGCGCGUCGGUCCGAGUCCGGUUGCGGGCGGCAAAGGUGCCAUAACGCUUCACUCAAUCGCCCGCAUCAACCCUGGCCAGGAGAUUUGCCGGCACUACAAUUUUGCCAUUAAUCGCCCGAAUGCCCUUUUCCGCUACGGGUUCUUGCCGUUUGACUUAAUUUCCAUAGUGGAGCACGACGCCAUUGACGAGUACCUUGUCAAAAAUCGGCAAAUGCUGCGCGAGGAGUCGGAGGAGGUGCAAACGAGGCGGCAAAAGGAGAGGGAGGAGAUCCACCGGCUGGAAAAGAUUUUCCAACAGGCACGAUCAGGACGAUCGUCUGAAAAGGGAUUCGAGCACUAA